AUGGCCGCUCAAUCUAGUGGGAGAACCCACACCAGAAUCCUAGGUGCCUCAGACUACGAUGAGGCUGCAUACUGGGACGAGAAAUUCGCAAAUAAGAAAGAUAUCGGGGAAUGGUUGAAUACGGGAGACGCGAUCAUAGACGUGGCCCUGUCUAGCCUGGACGGUCGGCAGUUUGACGAAAGCACUGGCCAUCCCCGCGUGCUGCAUCUCGGUCCGGGCAUCUCAAAGUUGGGAUCAAGACUUCGCGAUGCGUUCGUACAGCGUGGUUUGCAAGGAAAUAGCAUUGUGAACGUCGACUUUUCGGCUGAGGCUGUUCGCCUGGGUCAGGAUCUUGAAACAGGUCUUGAUCCUACCCGAGCAAUGCACUGGCUACAGGCUGACCUGCGAUCCUGGGCCGAUGUCUCCGAAAUCUCCUGCUUCGCUCCCGUCGACAUGAUACUUGACAAGAGUACGAGCGAUGCGAUCGCGACGUCCGCACCCGUGGCAUUCUCAUCUUCUUCUGAUGUAUCGGAUACCUGCGAAGAAAUACAAACGCUUGUGACAAAGGGCGGGGCGAUUACGUUACUGCCUGUCGAGGUGUUGGCCCUGCAUCUUGCACCGCUGGCUCGACCCGGUGCCAUUUGGAUUGCCCUUUCAUUUUCGGCCACUCGGUUUGAGAAUCUACCUCGUGCCAUGGCACACUGGGCUGUGGUGGCCCGGAAAGCGUUGAAAGCACCGCAUGGCCACUCCUCUCCAUCGGUGCACACACCUGAGGUGUUCCACUGGCUUUAUAUCUUGAAGCGCAAGUAG
Messenger RNA from Aspergillus campestris IBT 28561, 789 nucleotides. RefSeq lists its product as uncharacterized. Bases 1 to 789 code for a protein of 262 amino acids. The transcript is spliced from 2 exons. Lineage: Eukaryota; Fungi; Ascomycota; Eurotiomycetes; Eurotiales; Aspergillaceae. The record is from RefSeq and is a predicted model, not a curated record.